Molecule: messenger RNA, 855 nt
Organism: Metarhizium brunneum ARSEF 3297
Lineage: Eukaryota; Fungi; Ascomycota; Sordariomycetes; Hypocreales; Clavicipitaceae
Gene: PLPHP
Product: Pyridoxal phosphate homeostasis protein
Cellular component (GO): intracellular anatomical structure
Molecular function (GO): pyridoxal phosphate binding
Source: RefSeq, a predicted model, not a curated record
AUGAGUGAAGCCGAGGAAAUGCGCGUCGAUCCCACGAGAGCCCAGGCUCUCAUCUCGCAGCUAUCGUCUGUCAAGGAGCGCAUCGGUGGCCUCGCCCAUGGCCGUGAUGUCAGGCUCGUCGCCGUAUCCAAGCUCAAGCCCGCCAAUGACAUCCUCGCCCUCCACCAGGCGCCCGCCUCCCACCGUCACUUUGGCGAAAACUACACGCAGGAACUCACUCAAAAGGCACAGCUCCUCCCCAAGACCAUACAAUGGCACUUUAUCGGCGGCUUACAAUCAGGUAACAACUGCUACUCCCCUGCUUCUCAUCGACAGGUCCACAGCGGCCCGUUGACACACCUCCCAGGCCACUGCAAGACGCUCGCCAAGAUCCCCAACCUGUUCUGCGUCUCAUCCGUAGACACCCUCAAGAAGGCAGCCCUCCUCAACACCACGCGCGGCGCCCUCCUCGCCUCGGACCCGUCGCUGCCCAAGCUGUCCGUCCACGUGCAGGUCAACACGUCCGGGGAGGAAGCCAAGUCCGGCUGCGCCCCGGGCGAGGAAACCGUGGCGCUGUGCCGCGAAAUCAUCAGCAACUGCCCGAACCUGCACCUCCUGGGGCUCAUGACCAUUGGCGCCAUCGCGCGGAGCAAGGCCACGACCGCGGACAAUGAAAACGACGACUUUAUCGCGCUCAAGCAGCAGAGGGAUCUGGUGGCCAGGCAGCUGGCGCUCGACGACGCGAGGCUGGAGCUGAGCAUGGGCAUGAGCGAGGACUUUGAGGGCGCCGUCGUUUUGGGCAGCGGCGAGGUGAGGGUUGGCAGUACGAUUUUCGGCACGAGGCCCGCAAAGGCCGAUGCAAAGAUUAAGGAGUAG